Sceloporus undulatus (fence lizard) is the source of this 8624-nucleotide messenger RNA. RefSeq names its product regulatory associated protein of MTOR complex 1 (gene RPTOR). The transcript is spliced from 36 exons. Gene Ontology annotation, molecular function: protein binding; protein-macromolecule adaptor activity. Bases 1210 to 5340 code for a protein of 1376 amino acids. Gene Ontology annotation, biological process: positive regulation of protein serine/threonine kinase activity; regulation of autophagy; TORC1 signaling. Gene Ontology annotation, cellular component: cytoplasm; TORC1 complex. Lineage: Eukaryota; Metazoa; Chordata; Lepidosauria; Squamata; Phrynosomatidae. The record is from RefSeq and is a predicted model, not a curated record.
AAUAUGGCCGCCUCCUUGUGGAGCUGCUGCUGCUGAGUGGAGUUUGGCUCUUCGGGACCUUUCCCCUCCAAGGCUCGCCGCUACACGAAGCGGAACCGCUCUUUGCCCGCCGUGGCGGGGACCGCGAUGGGGCGGACAGGGCUCCCGGGGCAGAAGCAGCAGCAGCCGCCGCAGCCGGACAGGAAGGCAGCCCCGCCUCGGGGGUAGGGCUGUUCUCCCCUCUCGCCGCAGGGAACCGGACUGAGGCCCCUUCCUCCCUUCCAAGGGAGCCUCUUCCUCCUGGAUCCAGAGCCAGGACUGGGGCCGAGCCCAGCAGCCCCUUUUGCCCCAAGCCCUCGGUCCUCCGCAUUGGCCCCACAUGGCAGCCUUCCCGAUUGACUCCAUGCGCCUCUGCUAAGACCCCCUCAAUUCACAGCAAGAAGAGACAGCCUGCCUCGAGAGGGAGAGGCUCUCAGCCACAGCCCCCCUUCGGUUGUUGUUACUCGGAAGGAGGCGACUGGUGUGUGGCCUUGCCAUCGUUUCGCCCCUUCCCAGCUCCUCUCUUGGACACAGUUUCUCAGUGCAGCUCAAGGCCUUGCAGCCUUGUCCUGGGCAAGAGUGUCAAACCUCAGCCACCGCUGUGAGACUUCUAUACUUUAUUCCUCUAUCCUUAUACUUUGCUCCUUGGCUGGCUGUCGUGAGCGCUCUCUCUGCUAGGUUUGCCAGUUACAAGUCACUUUCUUCAACCUAAAAUAUUUUGUCACCCCACCUUUUCAGACUUGCUUUUAAAACCCUUUAGCAGACACCCUUCUUUAUUAUUUAUUCUUUUAUUAACAAAGACAGCUAUCAGCAACGGCUCUCAAGUUUUCUUAAGAUCGCAGGGACAGGGGGGGACAACCUAUAUGCCUAUCUGUGUCUUUAAAGCUUCAGCUGGACAGUGAUAAUCCAUUUCCUGACAGACAGUUGUCCCUUGUAUAGCAGUUGAAUUACUCGCUCAGUUUAUCCCUUCCAAACCGGACACUGCCACCCCACUCUCCAAAAGCUGCUGAGAAGGGACCAUUGCCACACACUUUAACAAACAACAGCAUUUGCAAAUCCACUUUCAAGAAGGCACCUUUUGGCUAAAGCUUCAUCUGGAACUGCAGCUCUCUUGCCCUGCUAGUACUUUUUCUCCUCGUACUUUGUUGGACUGGUGGCUUUCAAUCUUUGGUUGCCUCGGUUCCUUCUCCCAUGGAGUCGGAUAUGCUGCAGUCGCCCCUUCUGGGGCUUGGGGAGGAAGACGAGUCGGACAUGACUGACUGGAAUCUGCCUUUGGCCUUCAUGAAGAAGCGGCACUGCGAGAAGAUUGAAGGCUCCAAGUCGCUGGCUCAGAGUUGGCGAAUGAAAGACCGGAUGAAGACUGUUAGUGUUGCCUUAGUAUUGUGCCUAAAUGUUGGUGUGGACCCUCCCGAUGUGGUGAAGACAACACCAUGUGCCCGUCUUGAAUGCUGGAUAGAUCCUCUGUCAAUGGGGCCCCAGAAAGCUUUGGAAACAAUUGGUGCAAAUUUGCAGAAACAGUAUGAAAAUUGGCAACCAAGAGCCCGGUACAAGCAGAGCCUUGAUCCUACAGUGGAUGAAGUUAAAAAACUGUGUACUUCAUUGCGUCGAAAUGCCAAGGAAGAGAGGGUCCUUUUCCACUACAAUGGACAUGGUGUCCCUAGGCCCACCGUGAAUGGAGAAAUCUGGGUGUUCAACAAGAACUAUACUCAGUACAUCCCAUUAUCUAUAUAUGAUCUGCAGACGUGGAUGGGCAGUCCCUCGAUUUUCGUUUAUGACUGCUCAAACGCUGGACUUAUUGUCAAAUCUUUCAAACAGUUUGCUCUGCAGAGGGAGCAAGAGCUGGAGGUGGCAGCAAUUAACCCAAACCACCCACUGGCUCAGAUGCCCUUGCCCCCAUCAAUGAAAAAUUGUAUUCAACUGGCAGCAUGUGAAGCUAGUGAGUUACUACCGAUGAUCCCUGACCUACCAGCAGACCUGUUCACAUCCUGCCUUACUACACCAAUCAAGAUUGCACUGAGAUGGUUUUGCAUGCAGAAGAGUGUGAGACUGGUACCAGGAGUCACCCUUGAUUUAAUAGAAAAAAUUCCUGGGAGGCUAAAUGACAGGCGAACGCCUCUGGGAGAAUUGAAUUGGAUCUUUACAGCCAUCACUGAUACAAUUGCAUGGAAUGUCCUACCCAGAGAUCUUUUUCAGAAGCUCUUCAGGCAGGAUCUGCUAGUGGCAAGCCUAUUUCGAAAUUUCUUACUUGCAGAGAGGAUAAUGAGAUCUUACAACUGCACCCCAGUCAGCAGUCCUCGUUUACCUCCAACGUACAUGCAUGCCAUGUGGCAAGCUUGGGAUCUCGCUGUAGAUAUAUGCCUUUCUCAGUUGCCUACUAUAAUAGAAGAGGGAACUGCAUUCAGGCACAGCCCAUUCUUUGCUGAACAGCUAACAGCAUUUCAGGUAUGGCUGACGAUGGGAGUAGAAAACCGCAAUCCACCAGAACAGCUUCCCAUUGUACUGCAGGUGCUGUUGAGUCAAGUGCAUCGGCUGCGAGCUCUUGAUUUACUGGGGAGAUUUUUGGAUCUGGGUCCCUGGGCUGUUAGCUUGGCAUUGUCUGUUGGCAUUUUCCCCUAUGUAUUAAAGCUGCUUCAGAGUUCUGCUCGGGAGCUAAGACCUCUUCUGGUCUUCAUCUGGGCCAAAAUCCUUGCAGUGGACAGUUCAUGCCAAGCUGACCUUGUGAAGGAUAAUGGUCACAAAUAUUUCCUUUCUGUUUUGGCAGAUCCCUACAUGCCGGCUGAACACAGGACAAUGACAGCUUUCAUCCUGGCAGUGAUUGUCAACAACUACAAUACAGGGCAGGAAGCCUGUCUUCAAGGGAACUUGAUUGCUAUUUGCCUGGAGCAGCUAAAUGACCCACAUCCUCUUCUACGCCAGUGGGUAGCUAUUUGCUUAGGACGUAUCUGGCAAAAUUUUGACUCUGCCAGGUGGUGUGGAGUAAGGGACAGUGCCCAUGAAAAGCUCUACAGCCUUCUGUCUGACCCAAUCCCAGAGGUUCGCUGUGCUGCAGUCUUUGCCCUUGGUACCUUUGUGGGCAAUUCGGCUGAGCGGACCGAUCAUUCUACUACUAUUGAUCAUAAUGUUGCAAUGAUGUUGGCUCAGCUCAUCAAUGAUGGAAGUCCCAUGGUCCGAAAGGAGCUGGUGGUAGCAUUGAGUCACCUUGUGAUCCAGUAUGAAAGUAAUUUCUGCACUGUUGCCUUGCAAUUUAUGGAGGAAGAAAAGAACUAUACACUACCUUCACCAGCUGCUCCAGAGGGUGGAAGCCUGACUCCAGUGCGAGACAGCCCAUGCACACCUAAACUCCGUUCUGUCAGCUCCUAUGGGAAUAUCCGAGCAGUCACCACAGCAAGGAACUUGAAUAAGUCUCUGCAGAAUCUCAGCUUGAAUGAGGAAUCUGGAAGCUCUGUUGCAUUUUCCCCUGGAAACUUGAGCACCAGCAGCAGUGCCAGCAGCACGUUGGGCAGCUCUGAGAAUGAAGAGUAUAUCCUGUCCUUUGAGACCAUUGACAAGAUGAGAAGAGUCAGCUCCUACUCGUCACUGAAUUCCCUUAUAGGGGUUUCUUUUAACAGUGUUUAUACACAGAUUUGGAGAGUCCUCUUGCACUUGGCUGCUGACCCAUACCCAGACGUUUCAGACCUAGCUAUGAAAGUGCUCAACAGCAUUGCUUACAAGAUUAUGCAAGUGAGAGUAAAACUGGAUUGCAGAUUCAAGCCACAACGGCUGCCCAGUGCAGGUGAUCUAGUACAUGCAACUGUAAAUGCUCGUCCCCAGCGCAUCCUUGACACUUCUUCCCUCACACAGUCUGCCCCAGCCAGUCCAACAAAUAAAGGCAUGCACAUACACCAAGUGGGAGGAUCACCACCAGCCACUAGCACCAGUAGCUCCAGUUUGACCAAUGAUGUGACAAAACAGCCUGUCAGCCGGGACAUCUCAUCUGUAAGACCUGCAAAUGUGGGCAGUGUAGGAGUGCAAUACACACCCCACUCCCACCAGUUUCCUAGAACUAGGAAAAUGUUUGACAAAGGCCCAGAUCAGACAGCUGAUGAUGCUGAUGAUACUGUGGGACACAAAAACUUCAUGUCAGUAACAAUGCAGACAGGGUUUUGUGACUGGAGUGCCAAAUAUUUUGCCCAGCCAGUGAUGAAGAUUCCAGAAGAACAUGAUUUGGAGAGCCAGGUCCGUAAAGAGAGGGAAUGGCGGUUCUUACGCAAUGCCCGAGUCAGAAAGCAAGCACAGAAAAUCAUCCAAAAAGGCAUUUCACGACUAGAUGAUCAAAUAUUUCUGAACAGAAAUCCUGGCAUGCCCUCCGUAGUCAAAUUUCACCCAUUUACCCCAUGUAUAGCAGUGGCUGAUAAAGACAGCAUCUGCUUCUGGGAUUGGGAAAAAGGGGAGAAGAUGGAUUAUUUUCACAAUGGAAAUCCACGCUACACAAGAAUCACAGCCAUGGAAUAUUUGAAUGGACAAGACUACUCCCUGCUCUUGACAGCUACAGAUGAUGGUGCUAUAAGGGUGUGGAAAAACUUCGCUGACCUGGAGAAGAAUCCAGAGAUGGUGACCGCUUGGCAGGGCUUAUCAGACAUGCUGCCAACAACACGUGGUCUGGCCCGAAGGGUUUCAAUCUAUCUUGACAGAAGUAAACAGGGAGGAGCAGGGAUGGUGGUAGACUGGGAACAAGAAACUGGUCUUCUCAUGACAUCAGGAGAUGUGCGGAUUAUCCGAAUCUGGGAUACAGAUCGAGAAAUGAAAGUGCAGGAUAUUCCAACAGGGGCUGACAGCUGUGUCACCAGCUUGUCCUGUGACUCUCAUCGGUCACUCAUUGUAGCAGGACUGGGUGACGGCUCCAUUCGUGUUUAUGACAGGCGGAUGGCUCUCAGUGAAUGCCGUGUGAUGACCUAUCGAGAGCAUACAGCUUGGGUGGUGAAAGCCUAUUUGCAGAAACAUCCUGAAGGCAACAUCAUGAGUGUCAGUGUAAACGGUGAUGUCCGUUUCUUCGACCCAAGAAUGCCAGAAUCAGUGAAGGUCCUUCAGAUAGUCAAAGGACUGACAGCUCUAGAUAUUCAUCCGCAUGCCAAUUUGUUUGCCUGUGGCUCCAUGAAUCAGUUUACUGCAAUCUACAAUGGGAAUGGUGAGCUGAUCAACAAUAUCAAGUACUAUGAUGGAUUCAUGGGCCAGAGAGUUGGUGCCAUCAGCUGCCUAGCCUUCCAUCCACACUGGCCUCACUUGGCAGUUGGAAGCAAUGACUACUACAUCUCGGUAUACUCAGUGGAGAAACGAAUCAGAUAACAGUGUGUGGCUGCUUUUUGAGAGCAGGACAUCUUCUGGCAGGCGGGACCAUGUCUCACUCAUGAUGUACAUAAUGAAAGUAUCGACUUGAAUGUUUUGUGUUGGCUGCUGUUGCUGCUACUGCUGCUGUGCAACCCUGUAACUUGAACAAUUUUUUCUCCUGAUUUAGCUACUGAUGAUUUUGUGUCAGAGGGAGAGAAGCAAUCCUUUGCUUUUCUUCGCAGCUAGAGCCUCCAGAAGAUAUAGAAAAGAAGCAUUUAUAUUUUCAGCAGGUUCCAUCACCAUCACGCCAUAUGACUGCUUCUCUAGUUGUUUGACAAUAUGGUUCCUAAGAACUAAUGAAACAAUUCAUUCCUGGAAGAGGGGGUGGGGUGUCCUUUAAAUCAGGAAUUGAUCCAGACUUUACUUAUUUUUCCACAUAUUCUACCUAAAAUGUCUGCGGCUGCUACCUAUUUUGUGCCAAGUGCUGGUCUGGGCAGUCGCAUGCGAGCAGGCUGCCUGGCCUUGGAUAGUCCGUGUAUACCUUUCUACUCUAUAUGCCACUGGCCACCUUCUCUAGCAUUCACUAUUGCAUUGGAAAUAGACAAAAGGAAUUUGUGGGAGUCCUCAAGAAGAGAGAGUUUCAGUGCUGAGAAACUACUACAGAAUUGACUGCCACCCAAAGGGGGAAACAGGAAACUGCCCCCAGUUCCUUGAUGUCCAUUGGGAAACUGGAGUAAUAACUUUGAAUAGCUGCAUCAGAUUAUGGGAGAGGAGAUUUCCCCCUGUUACAUCCACUCCAUCCUUAAGUUGCUCCAGUUUGCUCACAGAAGAACUGCAUAAGCACAAGAAAAGGCCUGCUACCUCCAUAUAGACAUUAAGGAGUUUGCUUAUCAUUGUACCACUGCCUUAAAUUGUCCCGCACCCCAUCCUCUCCUUUUGCAGAAGUGCUAUUGUUCAGCUUGAUAAAUGGAUGCAGUUACUUACAGCACACAUACAGAUCAGGCUCUGCUCCCCUCUCCCACUUUGAAUACUGCACCUAGGAUGAACAUAGGGGCAGCUUUACAUACUUGGCCCCCUGUGUUUUGUUUGCAUGCAUAUGUGCUGUUUGCAAGAGAACUGCUGGUAUUCCUGCUCUCUAGAUAAUGCUGGUUCCAUCUCAUGUACCAUCUGUCACUCAUACAGUGAAGAAAGCAAUCCCUUUUGGACCCAGGCAAGGAACCCCAACUAAAGAACUACCUGGAUUGCUAUGGACACAAAAAACAAGAAGGCUCUGUAUUGCAUUGUGCUAGGCUAGAGCAACAGUCUAGGCAUUGGUGCCAAUAAGUAUUGUCUAAAAAUCUGUGGAGAGGCAUGAAAAUGCAGUCUUACCAAUAAUGUCACUGACUGUGGUUUCAUUAAGAAUAGAGACCCACCAAGUCUGUCUUGUGUAAUGGAAGUCAGCUUUGCCAUGCUUGAAGAUCCUUCUCCUGGGUCUAGCUAUGAAGCCUUUUCUAUGUGUAGUUUUGCAGGUUUUUGAGUUCUAAGAGUCACCAUGCAGGGUGCAAGGAGAACUGCUCCUACAGCUAGAAAUUGCAUUGCAGGUCACCAAAAUGAAGUGAGGUAAAUAAGAGGUUGAGGUGAUUUGGAACAGUUUACAGUUUGCUUACUCCAGCCUCAUUUGUGCUGGGAUAUGCAAUCUUUGGCCCCCUGUAAGUGGAAUGAACUCAGGGAAGGACAGAUAGAUGAAUGACAUUGCUAACAAGCAUCAAGCUAGUGUCUAGGAUCCAUGUAUAACUGAUCUAAACCUACACAAAUAAAAGCAAAUGAAAAUAGGAUGAUUAUUUUUUUGUAAUCUAGAUCCAGUGUGUUUGUUUCAAGAACAAAAUCCCUUGUGCUUCCUCUUAGCUUCCACAACCAGCGCUAUGGUUGUAGCAUUCGCUUCCUUUUUUAUUUUUAAACUAAUGCCACCAGACUGUCAACUUUCACCCAAAUAUGUUAGGGGAAGGCUGUGCGUUUUCACAGGUCUGAUGUGGAGACCCAAUCAUGAUGUUUAACUGAGACUCCAGAAAGCAUCCUACAUACACAGUUCACUUAUCUCUAUAUUUAUUUUCCCCAAAAAAAUAAAAGGAGAAAUGCAAACAUUUAAUAAUAAGCCACCACAAGAUUGUAAUGUGAGAGUAAAACAAUUAAUGAAUAAAUGGUUAAUAAAAUGUACAUGCUGAAACAACCUCUGGUCAGUGAGACUUCCUAUUGUUAGAUGCAGCAGAAAGAAACCUUUGGAAACCUGAGUCUAGUUUUGUUUUUUCCUUUUUUGGUGUGGAGUGGGAGAAUAAGAGGAAUUGAAGUGUUCUGUCCUCUCCAUACCUCCUGAACAACAUUGUGUAUGAGAGGGUUUCUAGCUACUCCUGGGCAAAGGGGAGGAGAAGGUGAGAAAUACAAUUUUGAAAUAUUCAUACAGUGCACCCUUGUCCUUGUGUCUCCAUCCUUCCUAAAUAGCUAAAGCUGUUCUUGACCUCUCUCCUUUAAAAGGUGGACGGAGGUGUGGCAGAGAUGCCUUGCAGCCUAGGAACCUGCCCAGCCAAGUCCAGGAAGAAGCAGUUUUCAAAUUUUAUUUAUUUAUUUAUUUAUUUUGCUCUCCUGAUUUAUAUGGAAAGUGAAGAGGUUGAAACGGUUACUGUUUUGGAGAAUAACUCUGGCGGGGGGGGGGGGGUUCUAAGAAUUAUACAGGCAUACUUCAGUUAACAAAGCCUCUGACAAAGAAGCUCCUUUUUAGUUUUUUAGUGCUGAUCCAGCCUUCACUUUUGUCCUUGUCCACUAAGUUUCAGCAGCAUUACUAUUGAGAAGUUGGUAGAGGAGGGCUGGAGAAACACAACUUUUCAUUGUCAGGUUGCAGCAACACAUCUGCAGUAAGCAACUCUCAGUAAAGCUUGAGCUGGAAAAUAAUGUGAUCCUAGUCUAACUAAUACUAGUAUAUUUGUUUAUGCCUGCCUACAGCAACAGUAAAUUAAACAGCAACUGUCUCCAGAACCCUGUAUUGAGCAAGUGUGAACAGAAAAACUGAGAAGGAGAAAGCAGGUUAACCUACCUCACCAGCUACCCCUGUAUAUUGAAAACAAAAAGCAAAGAUCUAUAAAUUGCCACCAAAAUAGAAAUCUGAAGGCAGGUGAAAUAAACAAUAAUGCCUGGAUGCAUUGUGGAAGAAUCUGUCUCUUGAUCUCUGGAAGCUUAAAUAUGUUUUUCCUUACUUACACAAGGCUUACCUGACCUGGUUGUUUCAUUUUUCUUGUGUAUAUUAGUUUUAAAGAAAAAAGUUUGCUGAAACA